This is a messenger RNA of Hibiscus syriacus, 3008 nucleotides long. RefSeq names its product bifunctional aspartokinase/homoserine dehydrogenase 1, chloroplastic-like. The record is from RefSeq and is a predicted model, not a curated record. Gene Ontology annotation, molecular function: NADP binding; aspartate kinase activity; homoserine dehydrogenase activity. The transcript has 18 exons. The coding region runs from base 59 to 2815 and encodes 918 amino acids. Lineage: Eukaryota; Viridiplantae; Streptophyta; Magnoliopsida; Malvales; Malvaceae. Gene Ontology annotation, biological process: aspartate family amino acid biosynthetic process; L-homoserine biosynthetic process.
AGCCAUUAAAGAGAGGAAGUUUUGCUUGGGGAAGUGGUUGUUGUAACUGUUGGAAGUGAUGCUAAUGGCGGCCUUCUCAGCCACUAUCUCCGGCUCCUCACGCUUUCUCUCGCCUACCUCGUUGCCUAAGCGGAAGAUAUCUGGUUUUUCUCCUUCUCCUCAAUGCCGCUCCUUUCCUCUUCCCAAGGCUUUUCCUCUUUCCAGAUCAAAUAUUAGUUCUCGGUUGGAAAGAGGGAAGUCAUUAACUAUCCAUGCCCAGACUUCAGUAUCAGAUAUCUCUGUAGAGAAAUCGGUGGAUGAAGUAAAUCUUCCCCAGGGAGACAUGUGGGCUGUCCAUAAGUUUGGGGGCACUUGUGUUGGGACCUCCCAGAGGAUCAAGAAUGUCGCAGAUAUAAUUAUUAGUGAUGAUUCAGAAAGGAAGUUGGUUGUGAUAUCAGCCAUGUCUAAGGUGACAGAUAUGAUGUAUGACCUUAUCAACAAGGCACAAUCAAGAGAUGAUUCCUACGUCUCUGCAUUGGAUGCUGUAUUAGAAAAACAUAAUUCGACAGCACUUGAUUUGCUUGAUGGAGAUGACCUUGCGACUUUCUUAUCUCAACUGCAUCAUGAUGUUAGUAACCUCAAAGCAAUGCUUCGUGCAAUAUAUAUAGCUGGUCAUGUCACAGCAUCUUUCUCAGAUUUUGUUGUUGGACAUGGGGAGUUAUGGUCUGCUCAAAUGUUAUCUUAUGUUGUUAGAAAGAGUGGGAUAGAUUGCAAAUGGAUGGAUACAAGGGAGGUACUUAUUGUAAAUCCCACUAGCUCUAACCAGGUCGAUCCUGAUUUCACGGAAUCCGAAAGAAAACUGGAAAAGUGGUUUUCACAGAAUCCAUCUAAGAUAAUUAUUGCUACUGGAUUCAUUGCUAGUACACCUCAGAAUAUUCCUACAACUUUAAAGAGGGAUGGAAGUGACUUCUCUGCUGCAAUAAUGGGUGCUCUGUUUAGGGCUCGCCAAGUUACAAUUUGGACAGAUGUUGAUGGUGUCUAUAGUGCAGACCCUCGAAAAGUUAGUGAAGCUGUGAUAUUAAGGAAAUUGUCUUAUCAAGAGGCAUGGGAAAUGUCAUAUUUUGGUGCUAAUGUUUUGCAUCCUCGUACCAUUAUACCUGUGAUGCGAUAUGAUAUUCCAAUUGUGAUAAGGAAUAUUUUCAAUCUCUCUGCCCCUGGAACAAAAAUCUGCCGUUCUGCAAGUGAUGAUGUAGAUGGUCAAAACGUAGAUUCUCCAGUCAAGGGGUUUGCAACUAUUGAUAAUUUGGCACUUGUAAACGUUGAGGGAACUGGUAUGGCCGGUGUUCCUGGUACAGCUAGUGCCAUUUUUAGUGCCGUGAAAGAUGUGGGGGCUAAUGUCAUUAUGAUAUCCCAGGCUAGUAGUGAGCAUUCAGUCUGUUUUGCUGUGCCUGAGAAGGAGGUAAAAGCAGUUGCUGAGGCUUUGCAAUCUAGAUUCCGCCAAGCUUUGGAUGCUGGGCGUCUUUCACAGGUUGCAGUCAUUCCUAACUGUAGCAUAUUAGCAGCUGUUGGCCAGAAAAUGGCUAGCACUCCUGGAGUCAGUGCAACUCUUUUCAAUGCUCUGGCAAAGGCUAAUAUCAACAUUCGUGCUAUAGCUCAAGGUUGUUCUGAGUACAAUAUCACAGCAGUUCUCAAGCGUGAAGAUUGUAUAAGGGCUUUAAGAGCUGUGCAUUCAAGGUUCUAUCUUUCAAGAACAACCAUAGCAAUGGGGAUAAUUGGACCUGGAUUGAUUGGUGCAGCAUUACUCGAUCAGUUGAGGGAUCAGGUAGCAGUCCUCAAGGAAGAGUUUAAUAUUGAUUUGCGUGUAAUGGGGAUUACUGGAUCAAGGACAAUGCUUUUAAGUGAAGUUGGCAUUGACUUGUCAAGAUGGAGAGAACUUCUGAAGCAGAAAGGACAAGUUGCCGAUCUAGAAAAAUUUACUCAACAUGUGCAUGGAAAUCAUUUUAUUCCAAAUACCGCUCUGGUAGAUUGUACAGCAGACUCUAAUGUUGCCAGCUGUUACCAUGACUGGUUGUGUAAAGGGAUUCAUGUAAUCACUCCAAACAAAAAGGCCAAUUCGGGACCGCUCGAUAAGUACCUAAAGCUGAGAGCUCUUCAGCGACAAUCCUACACACAUUACUUCUAUGAAGCAACUGUAGGAGCAGGUCUUCCAAUUGUUAGCACUUUACGGGGCCUCCUUGAAACUGGGGACAGAAUAUUGCGCAUUGAGGGCAUUUUCAGUGGCACUUUGAGUUAUAUUUUCAACAACUUCACCGGUACUAGAACCUUUAGUGAGGUGGUAGCAGAGGCUAAAGAAGCAGGUUAUACCGAACCUGAUCCCAGGGAUGAUCUUUCUGGAACUGAUGUUGCAAGAAAGGUGAUAAUUCUUGCCAGAGAAUCUGGCUUGAAGUUGGAACUUUCUGAUAUACCUGUUCAAACCCUGGUUCCAGAACCACUAAGAGCUACUGCAUCUGCCGAGGAUUUUAUGAAGCAAUUACCUCAGUUUGACACAGAUAUGGCCAAGGAGAGACAGGAUGCUGAAGAAUCAAGGGAAGUCCUAAGAUACGUUGGAGUGGUGGAUGCCAUUAAUCAAAAGGGAGUAGUGGAGCUGCGAAGAUACAACAAAAGUCACCCAUUUGCACAGCUCUCAGGAUCCGAUAACAUCAUAGCAUUCACAACUACAAGGUACAAGGAACAACCAUUGAUAGUCCGUGGUCCAGGCGCCGGUGCCCAAGUAACAGCUGGUGGAGUAUUCAGUGACAUUUUGCGGCUUGCCUCAUACCUCGGUGCCCCAUCUUAGGGACGUUAAAUGAAUGAUCCAAUUCAGGGCACUCUUUUUUUCUUCCAGACUUCCAAGUUUUUCUGCCGCGUAUGUUGAAUGAGUGUUUGAACUCUAAUUUGCAGAGAAUUUCUUGAAAAGUUGAAGCUUUUAAAAAUUCGGGAUUUGGCACUGAAUUAGUGAUAGAAUAGUGCAGCCAGCUAUGCUGUCGCCC